This is a messenger RNA of Heterobilharzia americana, 417 nucleotides long. The record is from the annotation of a GenBank genome assembly. Lineage: Eukaryota; Metazoa; Platyhelminthes; Trematoda; Strigeidida; Schistosomatidae.
AUGACAAUUAAAGAAAAAGGUAUUAACCGCAAGUCAGGGAUUUACAAACAGCGUCGAAAACCAAAACAUGUUACGCCAGUGGAUGGAAAACAAUUAUCUUGGUCAAGUAAGAAGCAAGACGUGGCAUAUGUUGUGACUCCACCCAUCGCAACAAGACUCAGAAGUGCAAACCAACGUAUAAAACCAGUGGAUACACCUUACAAGUUGGUUACUGUUCAGCCUAAACAAAAAGCACGCAAGUCCGUUGCACCAAGGAGUUUAAAGACAAACGGUAUACAUCUAGAAGACACAGAUGGAGAAAUACCAAGUGCCUUAAGUCAAACUCCAUUAGUUGGUUUCUUAUCGAAUGAAACUGAGAAUGAGGGAACUCCUGACUCGGAGCCUGUAAGGAGUUCUCGUUUUUGUAUCCUUAUGUAA